UUGUAUUACUGAGUCACCCUGAAUGACCGAAGCGUUUAAUCGACGUAUGAAGGUACCUAUAAGAUGCGCACCUCUCAAAUGGCAACCCCAGUCGAUCUCGCCUUCCACGUCAAGUGAACUGUUUUCUCCACAUGAAUAGCUUCAAGGCUACAACCAUGCAGAGCCCGCAGCCUGCGAAGGAUAACAGAUCUGCUGCUCAACGGCGUUACAGGAAGAAGGAAGAGGAUGGAUUUUUGCAGUUGCGAGAGGCCCUUAAGGAAGUGGCCGAUGAUGGUCCGCGAACCAGACAGGACAUUUUGAGAAGAGCUUGCUGUGAGCUCAGACGCCUGGCGGAUGAAAACCAUCUGUUAUUGCAACAGAAGGCACUGAUUGAGGCUUGUAACUCACUCAGAGAGAAUUACAAAUAUGAAGAUCCCCAAUCACCAUCAUGUGGCAGUGUGAAUUCCGAGGAUCCUAUGGAGUGGUGGUCACAUGAUAGAACCAAGAUGGCAGAAAUCACGUGGAUCGACAUGGCACGCCACCGUGCACUCGACGCUGCAACAGUGUCACCAAACGCGACCACGCUCCCAGCACAAGACUAUGAAUGGUUCACCCAGCUGUGCAAUGCUAACAUGGUGCAAGACAAUAGUCGGUUAAACCAUCCGUGGGCAUCGUACCAGAGCGGGGAUUUCACCAGACGGUCGCACAGUGGAAGUAGUUAUUAUGCAAGGCGUGCCAACUGUCAGCAUGGAGAGUAACUAUACUGUACAAGUAGGAGCCAUAGGUAUCGAGGGGCGGGUCC
Molecule: messenger RNA, 781 nt
Organism: Suillus subaureus
Lineage: Eukaryota; Fungi; Basidiomycota; Agaricomycetes; Boletales; Suillaceae
Exons: 3
Coding region: 132-737 (201 amino acids)
Molecular function (GO): protein dimerization activity
Source: RefSeq, a predicted model, not a curated record